Caenorhabditis remanei is the source of this 1182-nucleotide messenger RNA. RefSeq lists its product as uncharacterized. NCBI's taxonomy places the organism in Eukaryota, Metazoa, Nematoda, Chromadorea, Rhabditida, Rhabditidae. The transcript has 3 exons. Gene Ontology annotation, cellular component: intracellular membrane-bounded organelle; membrane. The record is from RefSeq and is a predicted model, not a curated record. The coding region runs from base 1 to 1182 and encodes 393 amino acids.
AUGGUGGCGUUCGCUGUCAUCAUCUCCGUGAUGAUGGUGAUCACUGGAUCACUGAACACUAUCUGUGCAAAGUGGGCAGACAGCAUCAAGGCUGAAGGCGUGCCAUUCAACCAUCCGUUCCUUCAAGCGACGUGUAUGUUCUUCGGAGAGUUUCUUUGUCUCGUUGUAUUCUUCUUGAUCUUCGGAUACAAAAGAUACGUCUGGAAUCGAUCCAAUGUUCAAGGAGAAAGCGGCAGUAUCACGGAGAUAACCACCGAAGAGAAGCCGAUUCUGCCUCCAUUCAAUCCCUUCCUCUUCUUCCCACCAGCUCUUUGCGAUAUCCUCGGAACAUCUAUCAUGUAUAUUGGACUCAAUUUGACCACCGCUUCAAGUUUCCAAAUGCUUCGUGGAGCUGUUAUCAUCUUCACCGGUCUUCUUUCCGUUGGUAUGCUCAACGCACAGAUCAAACCAUUCAAAUGGUUCGGCAUGCUCUUCGUUAUGCUCGGACUUGUGAUUGUUGGAGUCACUGACAUAUACUACGAUAGCAACCCACUCGACGAUAAAAAUGCCAUCAUCACUGGAAAUCUGCUCAUUGUCAUGGCUCAGAUUAUUGUCGCAAUUCAAAUGGUGUACGAACAAAAGUAUCUUACCAAGUACGAUGUCCCAGCUCUUUUCGCUGUUGGAUUGGAGGGACUUUUCGGAAUGGUCACUCUUUCCCUUUUGAUGGUUCCAUUCUAUUAUAUUCAUGUGCCAAAGACUUUCUCUACUAACCCAGAAGGAAGACUCGAAGAUGUAUUCUAUGCCUGGCAAGAAAUCAAGGAAGAACCAACUAUCGCUCUCGCUCUCCUCGGAACUGUCAUCUCAAUUGCUUUCUUCAAUUUCGCCGGAGUUUCCGUCACCAAAGAACUGUCAGCUACAACCAGAAUGGUUCUCGAUUCGAUCCGUACUCUCGUCAUCUGGGUUGUUUCUAUUCCACUCUUUGGCGAACAAUUCAUUGCUAUCCAGCUCUCUGGAUUUGCUAUGCUCAUUCUCGGAACUCUCAUUUAUAACGAUGUGCUUAUCGGUCCAUGGUUCCGCCGCAACAUUCUUCCCAACCUCAGCUCUCAUGCCAACUGUGCCCGUUGCUGGUUGUGCAUUUGCGGUGGCGAUUCUGAGCUCAUCGAGUACGAGCAGGAAGAUCAGGAGCACCUCAUCGAAGCUUAG